AUCCCCCUCUCUAUAAAUUCUCGCUGCCGUAUUGCUUCCCCCAUUGUACUCUCUCGAUUUCUCUCUUUAAUGAAUCUCCAAAUCGAAAUUUAAGGCCAAAAAGACACAAGGGUUACUAAUUAAAUUAAUCUUCCGCGAAUAUGUUGGUUUAUCAGGAUCUUCUCACAGGUGAUGAGCUCCUCUCGGACUCUUUCCCAUACAAAGAAAUCGAGAAUGGAAUGUUAUGGGAAGUCGAGGGAAAGUGGGUUGUUCAAGGAGCUGUCAAUGUAGAUAUUGGGGCUAACCCUUCUGCAGAAGGUGCUGAUGAUGAUGAAGGUGUUGACGAUCAAGCCGUCAAGGUUGUGGACAUCGUCGACACUUUCAGACUUCAGGAGCAACCUGCUUUUGACAAGAAGCAGUUUGUGACCUUCAUGAAGAGGUACAUCAAGAACUUGACACCCAAAUUAGAGCCUGAAAAGCAAGAGUCUUUCAAGAAGAACAUCGAGGGGGCUACUAAAUUUUUGAUGUCGAAGCUUAAAGAUCUCCAAUUUUUUGUGGGUGAGAGCAUGCAUGAUGAUGGUAGCCUAGUGUUUGCAUACUACAAGGACGGUGCCACCGAUCCAACCUUCCUCUACUUUGCCUAUGGCUUGAAGGAAAUCAAGUGCUAAAUGGAGUUUUCACCCGAUACCGGACCGGCUUUGUUAUACCUAAAGACUUAGUUUUAAUUCUAGAUAUAAGGAGUUCUUAACUAUCUAUUUUAGUCUUUUUUAUCUCUUUUAGGUCAUAUUUAUAAUGUUUGGUUUUUAAGGGUUAUGAACUAUUGGUUAAAGGAUAUGCUUGAGGAAUAAAAUUUACUGUUUUCGAGCA
Messenger RNA from Gossypium raimondii (Peruvian cotton), 846 nucleotides. Its product is annotated as translationally-controlled tumor protein homolog. The record is from RefSeq and is a predicted model, not a curated record. NCBI's taxonomy places the organism in Eukaryota, Viridiplantae, Streptophyta, Magnoliopsida, Malvales, Malvaceae. The transcript has 5 exons. Gene Ontology annotation, cellular component: cytoplasm. Gene Ontology annotation, molecular function: calcium ion binding. Bases 141 to 647 code for a protein of 168 amino acids.